UUAAAAAAAAAAUUUAAAAAAAUUAAAAAAUCAGUGGAAAAAAAAUCAGUGAAAUAUUGAUAGUGUUAUUUGAUAUAAGCUGAAUUAACCCUCCAUUUAGAUUUCCAAAUCUUUGUAAAAAAAGAAAUGACAAAGUCAAGAGUUAGGUUCUCUUUGGAAACUGAAAUGAUGCCUCCAGGGGGCAGCACCAAGGCAGAGAAAUACACUAAAAUCGCUCAUUCCUCCUUUCCUUGGGCUAGGGCUCCCCACAGUUCCCCACCAUCACUCCUCCCAUUCCUUCCAACUUUAUUUUUAGCUGCUGGUGGGAGGGGGCAGGAUGGGAGGGAAAGUAAAGAAAACAGAGAAGGAGAGGGACAGAGGCAGAGAGGACUUCUCACACGGACAGAGAACAUCAAGGCAUGGAAUUCCCCCUCAUCCCUCACCUGUUCUUGCCCCUGAUGUUCCUGACAGGUCUCUGCUCCCCCUUUAACCUGGAUGUGCAUCGCCCACGCCUAUUUCUAGGCCCACCAGAGACUGAAUUUGGAUACAGUGUCUUACAACAUGUUGGGGGUGGACGACGAUGGAUGCUGGUGGGUGCCCCCUGGGAUGGGCCUUCAGGUGACCGAAGGGGGGACGUUUAUCGCUGCCUUGUAGGGGGCUCCCACAGUGCCCCCUGUGCCAAGGGCCACUUGGGUGACUAUCCACUGGGAAAUUCAUCUCGUCCUGCUGUGAACAUGCACCUGGGGAUGUCUCUGUUAGAGACAGAUGGCAAUGGGGGAUUCAUGGCUUGUGCCCCUCUCUGGUCUCGUGCUUGUGGCUCAUCUGUCUUCAGUUCUGGAAUAUGUGCCCGUGUAGAUGCUUCGUUCCGGCCCCAGGGAAGCCUGGCACCCACCGCACAACGCUGCCCCACAUACAUGGAUGUCGUCAUUGUCUUGGAUGGCUCCAACAGCAUCUAUCCAUGGUCUGAAGUUCAGACCUUCCUACGAAGACUGGUAGGGAGACUGUUUAUUGACCCGGAACAGAUACAGGUGGGACUAGUACAAUAUGGAGAGAGCUCUGUCCAUGAGUGGUCCCUGGGAGAUUUCCGAACCAAGGAAGAAGUGGUGAGAGCGGCAAGGAACCUGAGCCGGCGAGAGGGACGAGAAACAAAGACUGCUCAAGCAAUAAUGAUGGCCUGUACAGAAGGAUUCAGCCAGUCCCGUGGGGGCCGACCAGAGGCUGCCAGGCUACUGGUGGUUGUCACUGAUGGGGAGUCCCACGACGGAGAGGAGCUUCCCACAGCACUGCAGGCCUGUGAGGCCGGAAGAGUGACACGCUAUGGGAUUGCGGUCCUUGGUCACUACCUCCGGCGGCAGCGAGACCCCAGUUCUUUCCUGCGAGAAAUCAGAGCUAUUGCCAGUGAUCCAGACGAGAAAUUCUUCUUCAAUGUCACAGAUGAAGCAGCACUGACUGACAUUGUGGAUGCAUUAGGGGACCGGAUUUUUGGCCUUGAGGGGUCCCAUGGAGAAAAUGAAAGCUCCUUUGGGCUGGAAAUGUCUCAGAUUGGUUUCUCUACUCAUCAGCUAAAGGAUGGGAUUCUCUUUGGAAUGGUGGGGGCUUAUGACUGGGGGGGCUCAGUGUUAUGGCUUGAAGAAGGUCGCCGCCUCUUCCCACCACGGACAGCCCUGGAAGAUGAAUUCCCCCCUGCAUUGCAGAACCAUGCCGCCUACCUGGGUUACUCUGUUUCCUCCAUGUUUUUGCGGGGUGGUCGCCGCCUCUUUCUCUCAGGGGCUCCUCGGUUUAGGCAUCGAGGAAAGGUCAUCGCCUUCCAACUUAAGAAAGAUGGGGCUGUGAGGGUCGCCCAGAGCCUCCAGGGGGAGCAGAUUGGCUCAUACUUUGGCAGCGAACUCUGCCCAUUGGACAUCGACGGGGAUGGAACAACUGAUGUCUUACUUGUGGCUGCCCCCAUGUUCCUGGGGCCCCAGAACAAGGAGACAGGACGCGUUUAUGUGUAUCUAGUGGGCCAGCCAUCCUUGCUGACACUCCAGAGAACACUUCAGCCAGAAAUCCCCCAGGAUGCUCGGUUUGGCUUUGCCAUGAGUGCUCUUCCUGAUUUGAACCAAGAUGGUUUUGCUGAUGUGGCUGUGGGGGCGCCCCUGGAGGAUGGGCACCAUGGAGCCCUGUACCUCUAUCACGGGGCCCAGAGAGGAGUCCGGCCGCGUCCUGCACAGCGGAUUGCCGCUGUCUCCAUGCCUCAGGCCCUCAGCUACUUUGGCCGAAGUGUGGAUGGCCGGCUGGAUCUAGAUGGUGAUGACCUGGUUGAUGUGGCCGUGGGUGCCCAAGGGGCAGCCAUCCUGCUCAGCUCCCGGCCCAUUGUCCGCCUGGCCCCUUCACUAGAUGUGACCCCGCCGGCCAUCAGCGUGGUUCAGAGGGACUGUAAGCGGCGAGGCCAGGAGGCAACCUGCCUGUCCGCAGCCCUUUGCUUCCAAGUGACCUCCCGCACUCCCGGCCGCUGGGAUCGCCGAUUCUAUGUGCGGUUCACAGCAUCGCUGGACGAGUGGACAACUGCAGCCCGGGCAGCAUUUGAUGGCUCUGGCCAGAGGCUGUCCCCUCGGCGGCUCCGGCUCAGUGUGGGGAACAUAACUUGUGAGCAACUGCACUUCCACGUGCUGGAUACUUCAGAUUACCUCCGGCCAGUGUCCUUGACUGUGACCUUUGCUUUGGACAACACCACAAAGCCAGGGCCCGUGCUGGAUGAGGGCUCACCCACCUCCAUCCGAAAGCUGGUCCCCUUCUCCAAGGACUGUGGCCCUGACAAUGAAUGUGUCACAGAUUUAGUACUUCAAGCUAAUAUGGACAUCAGAGGCUCCAGGAAGGACCCGUUCGUGGUUCGAGGUGGCCGGCGGAAAGUGCUGGUGUCAGCAACUCUGGAGAACAAGAAGGAGAAUGCCUACAACACUAGCCUGAGUCUUGGCUUCUCCAGAAACCUCCACCUGUCCAGUUUCACUCCUCAGAGCAACAGCCCAGUGAAGGUGGAGUGUGCAGCCCCCUCCCCGCAUGCCCGGCUCUGCAGCGUGGGGCAUCCUGUCUUCCAGAUGGGAGCCAAGGUGACCUUCCUGCUAGAGUUUGAGUUUAGCUGCUCCUUCCUCCUGAGCCAGGUCCUUGUGAGGCUGACAGCCACCAGCAGUAGCCUGGAGAGAAAUGGAACGCUUCGAGAUAACACAGCCCAGACCUCAGCCUACAUUCAGUAUGAGCCUCACCUCCUAUUCUCCAGCGAGUCCACUCUGCACCGCUAUGAGGUCCACCCCUAUGGAACCCUCCCAGUGGGCCCUGGCCCCGAAUUCAAAACCACUCUUAGGGUUCAGAACCUUGGCUGCUAUGUGGUCAGUGGCCUCAUCAUCUCAGCCCUCCUUCCAGCUGUGGCCUAUGGGGGCAACUACUUCCUGUCACUGUCUCAAGUCAUCACUAACAAUGCAAGCUGCACAGUGCAGAACCUGACCGAACCCCCAGGGCCCCCGGUGCAUCCAGAGGAGCUUCAGCACACAAGCAGGCUGAAUGAGAGUAAUACCCGCUGCCAGGUUGUGAGGUGCCACCUGGGGCGGCUGGCAAAGGGGACCGAGAUCUCUGUUGGACUCCUGAGGCUGGUUCACAAUGAAUUUUUCCGGAGGGCCAAAUUCAAGUCUCUGACAGUAGUCAGUACCUUCGAACUGGGCACUGAAGAGGGCAGCGUCCUACUGCUGACUGAAGCCUCCCGGUGGAGUGAGAGCCUCCUGGAGGUGAUUCAGUCCCGCCCUGUCCUCAUUUCUCUGUGGAUCCUCAUUGGCAGUGUCCUGGGAGGGCUGCUCCUGCUUGCUCUGCUUGUUUUCUGCCUUUGGAAGCUUGGCUUCUUUGCCCGGAAGAAAAUCCCUGAGGGAGAAAAAAGAGAAGAGAAAUUGGAGCAAUGAAUGUAGAAUAAAGUCCAUAAAGACCUCUCUUGCAGCUUCUCCAAAAGACUUGCCUAAGAGCAGAAGUUUGGGGGCUCAGAUGGUGCAAGAGGAAGAAAGCCUCUGGACUGUCUCCCCCGACCUGCAGCCUGACUUGACUUUUGAGUCAUGAGGAUGCUGCUGGCAAGAGAUGAGGCCUCACCUCAGACAAGAAGGGCUGGCACUAAAACCAGGAACAUUCCCACCCUGUGCUUCCCUCCGUGUGAUCCUGGCUCCAGAGCUUACUCUGGGGCCUUAGUGUAGGGCCCCUUUUUUCCCCUGUCCCUGGGAAUCAAGCAUUUUUUUUUUUUUUGCCUAGGUCCUUGAGUUCUUUCAGAUUCCCCCACUGGAAAGGACGAGGGUUAUCUUCCACCAUUCCCCCACCUCUCACCUUCCUGCCUUCUCCCCACUCCACAGGAGAGCGCUGACGUUGGCUUGCAUGAAGUAAAGUCAACAUCUGCUGCUUUCCUGUGGAGUCUGGUGAUUCAGAGGGCCGGAUGGGGAGAGUCAACAGGAAAAAAGGAGGGAGGAGGAAAAGCCACAAGAGACAUUCUGUACAAUUCCAAGAAACAGAGAAGCCUUUAGACAGGCAACUGCCAUUCCCCCUGAAACCCGAGACUUUCGUGGUGCACUCGCCCGCGCUCGCCCGCCCUCAGGUGCUGGUGAAAGGGAACUGCUCCAGGCCUGCUGGGCAAGGGUGUCCCAGCUCGGCAGCCUUCCCUGGGAGCAAAGCCAGGGCUGGGCGCCGGAUUCUCUGGAGCCAGGGGCCCCCAUGUGGCUGGAGCUGGAAUAACAGGAAAGACUGGAUGCCCCAGGCAGUUUUUUCUUCUCAGGCCACACACCCUCUUAAGCCCUCCUUGGAGCCUCCUUAUAGAAACUAGAGAGAAGGGAGAGGAUUGCUGCUUGAUGGUGCGAAACCCUUUCACCUUACUAGAUUUGGGAGGCAGAAGCACCAAGGGGUCUGAACAAGUGGGGUCUGAAUUAAGGAAGAAGCUGAAGAAGGUGGCAAGAGGUCUCUGGGAAGCAAGCCCUUACUUGCUUGGCACUGGUUAUAUAGCACAAAUAGCUCCUACGAAAUAUUCCUGGGGCAUCUCCAGCCAUCUUGUGAGGAUUCUCUGGUGGCAUCAGUUUGCCAGCCCUUGCCUAAUGUUUACUGGAAAUUCCCAAGUUAAUUUCUAUCUCUGAACAACCCCCACCCUCCAUCCCCUCACCCCCAACUCUCACUUUUUGGUCAUGGCCAGUAAAGAGGAAUGGAUUCUCCUUGACAACUGGGUAACUUUCAGUUCUUUGUAACCAAGACUCUGGAUACCAAAGUCAGAUAUUGGUUUCCAGAGAGCAGCUCUGACAGCCACUUGAAGAAUCAACACCCAUUUACAGCCAAGGAGAGAGGGGACUUGGCUGGGCAAUUGACUAGUAGCCACAGAUUCUCCUCCAGGGCUGUUCUUGAGAUCUGGUCAGAGAGUUUAUUUUGACUUGUCUCUGACCUUGUACAGACAGCAUUGUCUCUGUUUUCUAAUAGGGUGGACAGUUUAUCAGAUGGUCAGAACAAAUGAAGUUCAGUAUCAAAUGAC
Messenger RNA from Odocoileus virginianus texanus, 5491 nucleotides. RefSeq names its product integrin subunit alpha 10 (gene ITGA10). The record is from RefSeq and is a predicted model, not a curated record. NCBI's taxonomy places the organism in Eukaryota, Metazoa, Chordata, Mammalia, Artiodactyla, Cervidae. Gene Ontology annotation, biological process: integrin-mediated signaling pathway; cell adhesion mediated by integrin; cell-cell adhesion. Gene Ontology annotation, cellular component: integrin complex; external side of plasma membrane. Gene Ontology annotation, molecular function: integrin binding.